This is a messenger RNA of Syngnathoides biaculeatus (alligator pipefish), 913 nucleotides long. RefSeq names its product biogenesis of lysosomal organelles complex-1, subunit 3 (gene bloc1s3). Lineage: Eukaryota; Metazoa; Chordata; Actinopteri; Syngnathiformes; Syngnathidae. Gene Ontology annotation, cellular component: BLOC-1 complex. The transcript is spliced from 5 exons. Bases 89 to 676 code for a protein of 195 amino acids. The record is from RefSeq and is a predicted model, not a curated record.
UUGGAGUUUAGGAAAAAACGAUUUCCUGUCUGCUCAUGUGAUCUGCUUUGCUGUUGAGUUCGGUGUUGACAAUCUGGGUGCUGCAGCCAUGUGUAGCAAGUACCAGAUAGUGGUGCAGGGGGAGGCAUCAGAAACGGACUCUGAUGAAGAGGUUUACAUCACCUCCUUGUCAACUCCUCAGACGACCACUGCCGGAGCCAAGGUCCAAGGGGAAGCUUCUGAAACGGACAACGAGGAUGAGGUCGAGACGGCAAACCGCGUUUCUGCAUUGAGACACGAAAGCGCCGAGAUACUCAAAAGAGAUCUGCCUCCGCUUAUUGUCGUGAGAGAUCACCCUGACAUCCAAUCAGUCGUGGAAGACCGACCGAGCCCCACGCAUAAGCCUGUUGGUGACACAUUAUUACAGCAGAAGUUGCAAGAGUCAAACAGCAGGCUUUAUUCUGACGUUGGACAGAUGUUACGACACGUUUAUGGCAGUGCCACCAAAGAGGUGCGCAGUGCAACGGCACAGCUCAACACGUCACAAAGCGCCAUCAUCAACGCUUCCCACAGCAUCCGACUGAUUUUGGACGACUUGAAGGCCGUGUCUGAAAAGAUUGACAUCAUCACCGGCUGUCAGAUCUUACCUGAUAUUAAGAUGAACCAUUCAGAUGAGAAUAACACUCCUGUAUCAUGAAGAAGGAGAUAAGUAUGUAUGUUAUGAAAACAUAACUGCUAGUUUGGGGCUGGAGCAAGUGCCCCAGUGUUUAUUAAGUAUGCAUACAAGGAAGAAUGUUUAACACCUUGUGUUUGGUCAUAUUGUUUGAAAGGACUCAUCUAAUAUUUAUUGCUCUCAGUUGAUGAGAAUUUAUGGUUAUUCAAAUAUUUGUACCUUUGUUGCAUCACUGUUAAACAGUAAACAUACUUGAACUUG